CAAACAUUUCACCGCCACAGAACCUGCAAGGCAGCCAUGAAGGAGCGACGUCUACUCUUUGUGACAUCCAUGAUGUUGGUGUUCAUUGUCUUUCUUCGCGUGGAGCUGGAGAAGUCCUUCAGGAGGAGCCCACUUCCUGCCGUCCUCAAGAGUGCCGUAGAAAACCCGACGCUGAAGGACAGUUGUUUCGACUACGUGAAUUUCACCGCAGAGAACGUCUGCUGCAAGAUGCGGAAGUACACGGAGGGCGACGUGCUGCGCUGCGUCGAGCGGUUCAGCGCGGAGCAAAGGCUACAACGAGAGAAGGCAUCAAACACCAUCUUCCGAGCCAACUCGACCGCCUUGCCUGCAUUCACCCACAUUGCCCUGGUGGGAGACUCUCACAUGAGGAACCUGUUUGUGUCCGUCGCCGAGCGUAUUGGUAGUGACAAGCUGCAAUUCAGAAUGAAGUCUGAAAAGGACGUCUGGCGGGAAGCAAAAGGGGUGUUGAAAACAAUGCAUUUACAGCAGUUCAAAUACACUUCAGAGGUGCGGCACGUGAGCGCCCCUUUCCACGCCACGUGGUACAAGGACUGGAAGCUCGACGGUUUCCCCGAACUGAUUCAUCGCUGGGAAACAAACCAGGAGCUCAGACCUUCGCUG
Molecule: messenger RNA, 642 nt
Organism: Penaeus monodon (black tiger shrimp)
Lineage: Eukaryota; Metazoa; Arthropoda; Malacostraca; Decapoda; Penaeidae
Source: RefSeq, a predicted model, not a curated record